UCUUUUCCCCCCAAAGACCCUACUGCGAACAGUACACUUCACACCCCCUUCACUUCUUCACCCCUCCCUCCCUCACUCAUCACUCACUACAACACUUCCUCACACCCCUCUCCUCUCUCAUAAAUUCUCAACUCGUACAUGGUCCCACUCACUCGUUCUUGUCGGAAUCGGAACCGAUGAACGCCGGAGCCACCGUCAUCCGAUCCAUCCUCGAUAAACCUCUUAACCAGCUCACCGAAGAUGACAUUUCGCAACUCACUCGCGAAGACUGUCGCAGAUUCCUCAAAGAUAAAGGGAUGCGCAGGCCUUCCUGGAACAAAUCUCAGGCGAUCCAACAGGUUAUUUCUCUCAAAGCGCUUCUUGAACCUACCGACGAUGAUUCUCCUGCACCCGUUUCCUCCGCCAUACACCGCCAUCAUCACCACCACCCUCAACCUCCUCAAGGGAAUUUGAGUGAAGCUCCGGUGAAGAGUCCGAAUCGCGAGAUCGGUGUACGGGCCGUGGAAGAUGUUCAGAAAUCCAUUUCACCUGCUGCAGAAAAACCUACCGAGACAAAUGAUGCCCCUGCCGGAGGGUGCGCACCUAGUGGGUCAUUUGGGCAAAUGACAAUUUUCUACUGUGGUAAGGUGAAUGUCUAUGAUGGAGUCUCACCGGAUAAGGCACAGUCAAUCAUGCAACUUGCUGCAAGUCCGUCCCCGUUUCCUCAAGACAAUCCUUUAAAUAAAAAUGCAGCAGUUUGGGCUUCUUCUUGCAACAUACCGAUUGAUAAGGAUGUCCUCUUCCCCACUAACACAGCAAUUCUUCAAGUUUCUCAAACAGAUAAGAUGGUGGAAUAUCCUCUGCAAUACAGGGAGAAAGGGAGCACACCUCGAGAUGCUGAUGUAGAGGGUCAGGCAAGCAGAAAAGUGUCGCUGCAGCGAUAUCUUGAAAAGCGAAAGGACAGGGGAAGACCGAAGGGAAAGAAACUGACUGGCAUAACUUCAUCUAACUUUGAGAUGUAUUUGAAUCUUCCAGUGAAGGUCCACGCCUCAAAUGGGAACUCAAGCCGUAGUAGCACUGACUCUCCACCGCAGACUAGACUGCCUCUAGUUUCCAGUGGCUCAGCUGACAACCAGCCAAAAGUUGCCCUUCCUAUUGAUCUGAAUGAUAAAGAUGUUCAAGAAUGCUAAAACUCGAGACUAGAUAGAUUGCGCAGAUAUGGAACUUGUAGAUGUUUGAAGAGAGCUGUGGGUGUAUAACUGAAGAGAAGAGUCCGUAGCUUCUGGGAGACUAGAGUGGUCAAGUUUUAGUAGCUUUAACUGCUGGGAAAAUUUAUUAUGUUUAGGAUAGUCUAGCAUCCCGCCGACCUGAUCAAUUUUGUAAUAACAGUCAUCUAGUUUCACGUCAUCAUCAUCCGGGAAUUUCUUGUUUCUGUAACUUCAGGUUUUUCGAGUUAGUUAAAUGUAGAGUAAGGAGCAGCCAUUUUCCACGGAAUAUGUGAUAUGUAAUAUAAAUUCACUGCUGCUUCCUCUUGUUAAUUGUUAAUAGUUUUUGUGCAACCUAAA
This is a messenger RNA of Lathyrus oleraceus (garden pea), 1544 nucleotides long. Its product is annotated as protein TIFY 4B. The coding region runs from base 177 to 1169 and encodes 330 amino acids. Gene Ontology annotation, cellular component: nucleus. NCBI's taxonomy places the organism in Eukaryota, Viridiplantae, Streptophyta, Magnoliopsida, Fabales, Fabaceae. The record is from RefSeq and is a predicted model, not a curated record. The transcript has 9 exons. Gene Ontology annotation, biological process: regulation of jasmonic acid mediated signaling pathway; response to wounding; regulation of defense response.